Messenger RNA from Scheffersomyces stipitis CBS 6054, 1038 nucleotides. RefSeq lists its product as uncharacterized. NCBI's taxonomy places the organism in Eukaryota, Fungi, Ascomycota, Pichiomycetes, Serinales, Debaryomycetaceae. The record is from RefSeq and is a predicted model, not a curated record. The coding region runs from base 1 to 1038 and encodes 345 amino acids. The transcript has a single exon.
AUGACGAAUGCUGCUGUCAGAACUCCGGUAGUAGUUUCCUUAAAGGAAUUAGUCCAGGGAAUUGACCAUGCUACUUUGGCAGAAGCUUUUGGACCCCAGUCGUUAGGAAUCAUCGUUAUCAAAGAUUUACCCCAGAAGUUUCAUGAUCUCAGAUUGAAGGUGUUGAAGUCGAUUUCGAUAUUGGCCAACUUGGGGCCUGACGUGUUAAGUAAUCUAGAAUCAGAGGAGGCAAUGUGGUUAACAGGCUGGUCUUGUGGUAAAGAAAUAUUGGCUAACUCAGGAAAACCAGACUUUAACAAAGGUUCCUACUAUGUGAACUGUGCCUUCCACAAGAAUCCUGAGUGGGAAGGACCGACGGAAAAAUUGACCAAAGAGUUCAUCAACCACAGGGCAUACACCACAGCCAAUAUGUGGCCUUCUGCAGAUCACAAAGGUCUUGAAAAUUUUCAAGAAGAUGCUAAGGAGCUUAUUAGCUUAAUCAUAGAUGUAGCCCAAUCUGUAGCUGCUAAUUGUGACAAAUUCAUUACAGAGAGCAAAAUCUCUCCCAACUACGAACAAAACUACUUAGAACGAAUUGUGAAAAACUCGACUUGUACGAAGGCAAGGUUACUCCAUUAUUUUCCACUGAAGUCGUCGUCGGAAUCGGGCAAAGAUGAUGACUGGUGCGGUGAGCAUUUGGACCACUCUUGUCUCACAGGAUUGACAUCUGCUUUGUUCAUCGACGAAUCUAAGGGUCUAACCGCUGCUCUUGAUAAAUCCCCAGACCCUGAACUGGGUUUGUACAUUCGUGACAGACAGAAUGAAGUGGUUAAAGUGAACAUUCCUCCCGAAUGUCUUGCUUUCCAGACUGGAUCUACUCUCCAGGAAGUUUCUCGAGGAAAAUUCCUGGCAGUACCCCACUAUGUCAAAGGAACUUCGAUUCCAAAUAUCGCUAGAAACACUUUGGCUGUGUUCUGCCAGCCAGACUUGGACGAAAUGGUUAAUGAUUCUGAGAACUUUGCCCAGUAUGCCGAUAGAAUUCUCAAGGCCAACCACUAA